Messenger RNA from Amblyraja radiata (thorny skate), 3960 nucleotides. Its product is annotated as toll-like receptor 7. The record is from RefSeq and is a predicted model, not a curated record. Lineage: Eukaryota; Metazoa; Chordata; Chondrichthyes; Rajiformes; Rajidae. Gene Ontology annotation, biological process: canonical NF-kappaB signal transduction; toll-like receptor signaling pathway; positive regulation of interleukin-6 production. The transcript has 2 exons. Gene Ontology annotation, molecular function: protein binding; pattern recognition receptor activity. The coding region runs from base 188 to 3331 and encodes 1047 amino acids. Gene Ontology annotation, cellular component: plasma membrane.
UUCAGCGUUACCUUCUUGAUGUAGCUGCUCCAAGAUCUACAGCAGAAUACAGUGCAAACACCUAUAUUUGCCAAUAGGACCAGAAAACGCGGAUGUCUUAGUUAAUUACACUAAGAAUAUUCACUCGGUGGUGUUUUAAAAGAUGGAAAGUUCCUGAGACAGCUGCGAUCUCUUUCAACUGAAGAAAAUGGUCGCAGUGAAUGUCACGUUGCAUUUAAUGCUUUACCUCCUCUCUCUGUGGACUCGGGUGUCAACCGAAUGGUUUCCCAAAAGCCUCCCGUGCGACGUGAUGCAGCGCGACACAGAGGUGGUGGUGGACUGCAGCGAGCGCCAGCUGACCAGCGUUCCCACCGGCUUCCCCUCCAACUCCACCAACAUCACGCUCACCAUCAAUCACAUCUCACAGGUGACCUCCUUCUCCUUCUCCGGCCUGAAUAACCUGACGGAGAUUGACCUCAGGUGUAACUGCGUGCCCGUCAGACUUGGCCCCAAAGAUCGGGUGUGCACCAAGCCCCCGAGAGUGGCGAGAGGAGCCCUCUCCUCUCUGCCAGCAUUGAGGUCCUUGUAUUUGGAUGGGAACCAAUUGGCCCGAAUACCUCAAGGGCUGCCCCGCACUCUCACUCUGCUCAGCUUGGAGGCCAACAGCAUCUUCUCACUGGGCAAGGCCAACUUUACGGAGCUGGGCGACUUGGAGAGCAUCUACCUUGGCCAGAACUGCUACUACCGCAACCCUUGUAACACUAGCUACCAGAUUGAGAGGGAUGCCUUCUACACUCUGAGUCGCCUUGAGGUGCUGUCUCUCAAGGACAAUAACCUGACCCACGUUCCCCAGAGACUGCCUCGGAGUUUAAGGCAGCUUUUUCUGUACAACAACAGGAUUCGGCGCGUCGAAGAUAUCGAUUUCGCCGAGUUGGUCGAAUUGGAAAUUCUAGACUUGAGCGGGAAUUGCCCCCGCUGCUACAAUGCACCAUUCCCUUGCCAGCCCUGUCAUGACCCCAGUUAUUUAUUGAUCUCUCCUAACGCUUUCCAGGCACUGCGAAAGUUGAAGAUCCUGCGGCUUCAGAGUAACUGUCUGACGGCCGUGCUAAGCUCUUGGUUCAGAUAUACCACCAACCUGAAAAUGCUGGACCUCUCUCAGAAUUUCCUGGUGAAGGAAAUAGCCACGGCUUCAUUCUUAAAAUACCUCGGCAGCUUAGAGGGGUUAGACAUGUCCUUCAACUUCGAACUGAAGGUGUACCACGAGUAUCUGAAUCUGUCCUCCACUUUCUCACAUCUGCGGUCCCUCCAGAGCCUGAAGCUCCGGGGCUACGUGUUUAAGGAUCUGACGAUGGACAACAUGAGGCCCCUGCUGCAGCUCACUCAGCUCAAGCUCCUGGACUUGGGCAUCAACUUCAUCAAGUUGGCCGAUCUCCAGAUCUUCAGCCGGCUGCCCGCCCUGCAAAUCAUGGACCUCUCGGAGAACAAGAUCUCGCCCUCCUCCACCCAGGGCGAGACGGGCUCAUGCCGGCCGAGUGGCCACUCGCAGCCGGGCGCCGACUCGUUUUACGGAUUCCCCAACCAGGAGAGUUAUUUCCGCUACGACAAGUUCGGCCGGAGCUGCAAGUCGAAGGACAAAGAGUAUUACCACCUCUCGCCGGUGAGCUACAACGAGUGCAACCGCCACCGCUCCACCUUGGACCUCAGCAGGAACAACAUCUUCUACAUCAGCCCGGCGCAGUUCGACAACCUCUCGUUCAUCAAGUGUCUCAACCUGUCGGGCAAUGCCCUCAGCCAGACCCUGAAUGGUUCCGAGUUCCUUUCCCUCCCUCACCUGCGCUACCUGGACCUCUCCAACAACCGCAUCGACCUCCUCUACGAGUCCGCCUUUCAGGAGCUGCAGGAACUUCAAGUGCUAGACCUCAGCAACAACAACCACUAUUUCCAGAUGGAAGGGUUGACUCACAGAUUAAACUUCAUCCACACCCUCACCAAUCUCUCCAAGCUGAUCAUGAGCGAGAAUGACAUCUACACCUCAGCCGACUCGCAACUGAGGAGCAAUUCGCUGAGCGUGCUGGAGUUCCGGGACAACCAGUUGAAUUACAUGUGGAGCGACGGCAAUUACAUGUACAUUGAGUUCUUUGAGAACCUCUCCAACCUGAGCCGCCUCGACCUCUCGGGCAAUAGACUCGCGUUCAUGCCGCACGACGUGUUUGACCACCUGCCCCCGCUACUCAAGGAGCUUGUGCUGAGCGGUAACCAGCUGCGGAGCUUCAACUGGGGCAGGCUUUACCUGCUAGUCCGGUUGGAGCUGCUGGACCUCGGUAGCAACCUGUUGACCACGGUGCCUCGCAUGCUGUCCAACUGCACCCAGACCCUGCGCGUCUUCAACCUCACCCGCAACCAGAUCUCCAGGCUGACCAAGGACUUCCUGCUGGACAUGACCUCCCUGCAGUACCUGGAUCUCAGCUACAACAACCUGAAGACCGUCCGGGCCUCCAGUUUCCCGGACAGCGCCAUCAAACACCUUCGGGAGCUGCGGCUAAGCGGCAACCACUUUCUCUGCACCUGCGACGCCAGGUGGUUUGUGUGGUGGAUCAACCAGACCACGGUCUACAUCCCUCGCCUAGUCACCGAUGUUACCUGCGCCUCCCCCAAAGCCCACAGAGGCCACGGUGUCGUCUUAGUGGACCUGCACUCCUGCGAGUUGGACUACCUGGGCAUUGGCCUCUACACUUUCUCCGCCUUCAUCACCCUCUUGCUCCUGGUGACCUCUAUCGCCGGUCGCCUGUUCGGCUGGGACGUUUGGUACAUCUACCACUUCUGCAAGGCCAAGUUCAAAGGCUACCACUCCAUACCCAAUGUCAAGGCGGAGUACGGGGCGUUUGUUGCUUAUGACACCCGGGACAAGGCAGUGUCCGAAUGGAUUCUCAAGGAGUUGAUCGACAAUUUGGAAGAACGAGGGGAGCGACGAUUCUCCCUGUGUUUGGAAGAAAGAGACUGGGUCCCGGGGAAACUUGUGAUGGACAACCUGUCCCAGAGCAUUCACCAAAGCAGGAAAACCAUUUUUGUCCUCACCGACUGUUACGUGAGCACGGGGAACUUUAGAAUUGCCUUCCACAUGGCUCACCAGCGGUUGCUGGAUGAGAAGGUUGACGUGAUCAUCUUUGUUUUGCUAGAAAGGGUCUUGCAACACUCCAAGUACGUAAGGCUGAGAAAGAGACUGUGCAAGAACUCGGUCUUGGCGUGGCCUUCUAACCGGCGCGCCCAGCCCCUGUUCUGGCAGCGCCUGAGAAAUGCAUUAACCACAGACAACUACCCGCAAUACACCAAUCUCUUCAGUGACAUUAUAUAACGUAGACCAGAAACUGCCUAGUUUACAUUAGGGAGAAGCUAUUAUCUAACAAACUCGAUGUACCAUCUAACAUCGGUCAUUGUUUUCCUUCAUUUACUGCAAACACACAGGGAGAUGGCAAGGCCAUUCCUCCUGCUUUAUGUGCAAUUUCGGGUCUCCUUAACGAAGAAAGGGAACACUUGCUUUGGAGGGUAGUGCAAUAAGGGUCCAGCAGUCUGAUUACAGUGAUGCCAGGACUGCCCAUUGAGGAGAGAUUGGGUUAACUAGGUCAGUAUUCACCUGAGUCCAGAAAUGAGAGUCUACUUUGUUGAAAUCUAUCAAAUUCUGACAGCCUUGACAGGGAAGAUUUUUCUCUUCUCCUGCAGUCUGGAUUAAAGAGUCGUCAUAUCUGGAUAAUUAGAUAAGACAUUCUGGACUGAGAUGAGAAGUUUCCACACUCAGAGGACUGUGAACCUGUGGAGUUAUCUACCACAGAGAUAGUGAAGACCAAGUCUGUUAAAUAUGUUCAGCUGUAGAUUUCAAGAGUCAAGAGAGUGUUAUUGUCAUAUGUCGCAGACAGAACAAUGAAAUUCUUACUUGCAGCAGAACAACAGAAUAUGUAAACAUAGUACACUGUAAACAAUAUAAUA